GUCGCUUCUCAUCCCUCGUUGCAUGCGAGGGGAUGCUCUUUAAUUGUAGACGAAAUGCGCGUCAAACAACGGCUACUGUAUCACAAGCAAAGAGAUGCCUUCAUCGGCGAAGUGGACUAUGGUGUGAACUUCCCCAAAGAAACAACAAAUGAGCCUGUGCUGGCCAACUCACUCUUGUGUUUCGUCCUUAACGGCCUUUCAGUUUCGUUCAAAAUACCCGUGGCGUACUUUUUCGCGAGAAACUGCACUGGUCGUGAGCUGCACAUGCUCAUGAGACACGUUCUGAAGGAAGUUGAAGAAAUAGGAUUUUUCGUCGUGCGCAUUGUCACAGACAACCACAAGAUCAAUGUCUUGGCUAUGCAACUUCUGUGCAACGGAAGCCUCAAGCAUUGCAUUGACCACCCUGGCAAACCGAAUCGAAAGUUCUUUCUUGCAUUCGAUCAGUGCCACCUGAUCAAAAACGUGCGAUCACAGUUUUUGUCCCGUGACAUCGGAAAAGGCGGCGAAAUAUCAGCGAACCACUUGAAGAGCCUCUACAGAAUGCAGCAAGGCAGCCUUGUAAAGCCAGUACGAUUUUUGACGAGAAAGCACGUAUUCCCUACGAAUAUGGAAAAAAUGAACGUGCAGAGAGCAGUGCAAGUUUUUUCUCCUUCCGUGACAGCUGCUAUGAAGCUCUUGCAAGAGCAGGCGGGCCACACGUGCGACGCAAGCUUCGCGGGUGUUGGACCGACGGUGCAAUUUACGGACACCGUGCACCGCUGGCUCGUGCUCAUGGACGUGAGUAAUUGUACCCAGCACAUACAUCAGAAGAAUGCUGACUGCAAGCAGUUUGAAUCUGCAGGCGAUGUUCUCUACGCACUACAGAAGUUCGUAGAAGUUCUUGUAGCAAGAAGAAGGCGUAUGCAUCACCCUCUAAAGGAGGCUGUGAACAAUGCUACCGAAAUCCUCCGCGAGCACAAAGCUUUGAUGUGUUCGAAGCCAGGGCACCAAGAGAAUUUGCUCAAAUUGUUGCUUACGAAGUUCUUUCGCCCAAUAUUCAUCAAUUUCGCUCUGAAAGCGACAGACAAACAAGACGUCGCCAACGUGUUCGCAAUAAAGCCACUGUCACGAAAGACCCUGAAAGUGUGA
Molecule: messenger RNA, 1128 nt
Organism: Dermacentor silvarum
Lineage: Eukaryota; Metazoa; Arthropoda; Arachnida; Ixodida; Ixodidae
Exons: 2
Coding region: 55-1128 (357 amino acids)
Source: RefSeq, a predicted model, not a curated record